Cucumis melo (muskmelon) is the source of this 1153-nucleotide messenger RNA. RefSeq names its product ABSCISIC ACID-INSENSITIVE 5-like protein 1. The coding region runs from base 21 to 905 and encodes 294 amino acids. The transcript is spliced from 2 exons. The record is from RefSeq and is a predicted model, not a curated record. Gene Ontology annotation, molecular function: DNA-binding transcription factor activity. NCBI's taxonomy places the organism in Eukaryota, Viridiplantae, Streptophyta, Magnoliopsida, Cucurbitales, Cucurbitaceae. Gene Ontology annotation, cellular component: nucleus. Gene Ontology annotation, biological process: positive regulation of DNA-templated transcription.
UACACCCUAAACCCUAAACCAUGGCUCUCUCUCUCGUUUUAUUGCCUUUUUGGCGCUGUUCAAUCAGAUUAUUUCUACACCAUCUUCCUAGAAAUUCAUUUCGAAACAGAAAAAUUCUUCAUACCCAAUUUCACUCACUGUCACAACAAAAUGAACCUCAUAGUCAUCACCCUUUUAUGGUUCCAGAUAAUUCUCUUUGUAGCCCAGGCUCUUUAUCAAUUCCAAUAUUCCCACUUUGUUUCAAAUCUAUCGAUGACAUUUGGUCUGAGAUUGAUCAUAAAGAUCAACAAAACCCACAUCCCCAACAUUCCAUUGAUGUUCAGCAAAAUCCUUGCCAAAGUCGACAUGCUUUUGGGGAAAUGACUUCGGAAGAUUUCUUGGUGAAAGCUGGAGAUGUUCAAGAAGCUUCUUCUUCUUCUUCUUCUUCUUCUUCUUCUUCUUCUUCUUCUUCUUCUUCUUCUUCUUCUUCUUCUUCUUCUUCUUCAAUGAAACAGCAGCUAUGUUCUGUGAAUAACAACAGAUCAAUGGUGGAUUUGAGAGAAAUUGGGUUGUCUUUGUCUUAUCAACAAAAUAACGAUGCUGUAAGAAUCAGAAAUAUGUCCGCGAAUUUCUUUUUAAAUUAUCAAAUGCUCACCCAAUCUGUUGGGGGACCUUGUGAUAACAAUUUAAUUGAGAAAUGUGAAGCCUUGAUGAGUGAUUGGGUUGAGCCUAACAACAAGAAGAGGAUCAUUGGUGGUUCUACUGAAGUUGUGUGGCAGCGGAGACAACGCAGGAUGAUAAUAAAUCGCAACUCAGCUGCUCUAUCUCGGGCUGGAAAGCAGAUUAUGCAAAGAAAACAGAGUGAAACGAGACAGAAACCAACAGAAAAGUUGAGGGCAAUGAGGAGGAUAGCAAGUUUGGCUUGAUGAGGAGGAGAAGUGUAUGUGUCAUUUAUUUUUCAAACUUCAGAGUCAUGACUAUUGCAGAAAUCAGAAGGACGAGAUUGAAUUCAUUAGAAUCAUUGCUUCAUAUUUUGUUAUGAAUUUGAUCCACUGUUUCAUAUUUUUGUUAUGAAUUUGAUCCCUGUGCAAAAUCAUGUGCUAGAACAUUGUAACCAAAUCUGGAAUUCUCAUAGUGUAUCUUUUGGUAUUUUAUUCAUUGUCUCUAGAUUUAA